AUGUCUAAAUAUAGUGAAUCAACUUUGCAUCUCGAUAGUGACGGUGAAGAGGUGGAAUUCACCAGUGUUAACGGUGAUGGUAGUGAUAGAGAUACGUUGGAGAAAGAGGAUUGUAAUGGUCAUAAAUGUUUAAGUGAAGUUACAGAUGAAGAUAUAAGAGCUAGGGAAUUUAGCACAGAGGAAGAAGCGAUACAAUUUUAUAUAACAUAUGCUCAUUUCCAUGGAUUUGCGGUAAGAAAAGAUGAUAUUGUACGCGAUCAUAAAAGGAAAAUUGUUUUCCGUCAAUUACUUUGCAAUAAAGAAGGAAAGAGUGAAAGAAAAAAUAAGAAGAAUGAGGAUAAAUAUCGACCAACUAUGCGAACUGGUUGUCUUGCUAGAUUUCGAGUAGCCUAUGAUUAUGUUCGUAAGCUUUGGAGAGUUACAAAAUUUGAGUCAUCUCAUAACCAUAAAUUAACUCCUGCGCGCUUUAUUCAUUUGAUUCCCAAUUAUCGUAAAUUAAGUGAAGCGGAUAAAGAAGUUGUCAAUGGUUUGCAUUCACAAGGCGUUAGAACUUGUCAUAUAUUGGGCUUUUUGAUGGGGCAAAAAGGAGGUCAUGAAAAUCUUGGAUUUAUUAAAAAAGACCUAUACAACUAUACGCAUCAUCAAGGAAGGGUAAGAAUUGAAGGUGGUGAUACUUUUGCCACUUUGAGUUAUUUUCAAGGAAAAGCUGAUAGUGAUUCAACCUUUUUUUUUCUUCAGAGUUUACCUUUACAGAUGACGGGCGGUUAG
This is a messenger RNA of Vicia villosa (hairy vetch), 768 nucleotides long. RefSeq names its product protein FAR1-RELATED SEQUENCE 5-like. The record is from RefSeq and is a predicted model, not a curated record. The coding region runs from base 1 to 768 and encodes 255 amino acids. Lineage: Eukaryota; Viridiplantae; Streptophyta; Magnoliopsida; Fabales; Fabaceae. The transcript has a single exon.